Messenger RNA from Haliotis rufescens (red abalone), 9644 nucleotides. Its product is annotated as inositol 1,4,5-trisphosphate receptor type 3-like. Bases 227 to 9016 code for a protein of 2929 amino acids. Gene Ontology annotation, cellular component: membrane; endoplasmic reticulum. Gene Ontology annotation, biological process: calcium ion transmembrane transport. The transcript has 71 exons. Gene Ontology annotation, molecular function: inositol 1,4,5-trisphosphate-gated calcium channel activity; inositol 1,4,5 trisphosphate binding. The record is from RefSeq and is a predicted model, not a curated record. NCBI's taxonomy places the organism in Eukaryota, Metazoa, Mollusca, Gastropoda, Lepetellida, Haliotidae.
GAUUCCUCCUGUGGCAAAAGAGAUGACUUCAGUAGUGAUCAAGUCACAACAUUGCUGAGUUUGGGAUGUAAAUUUAACGCCUAUGUUUGUGUGACUUUUUUUUACAAUUGUGAUAUUUCUGAGGAGGUAACGAACGGAUUUUCUACCGCCCGGAGAAUGUAGGCACGUACAGCACGUGUUGUACCUGACGUCGAGUUUACAAGUCGCUGACCCCGCCGGAUUAAAUAUGAUGUCCAACAGCAAUGUGGGGGAACAGCUGUAUAUCGGGGACUAUAUCGCCCUGUAUUCCAUGGAGACAGAGGGAUAUAUCUACAGUCUUCAGUCCAGUUCCAGUCACAGCUCGAUAAACCUCUACAACAAUCAGGACCGGGACAGACCAUCGAAAAUACCAAACCCAAAUGCGGUGGUAUUUCAGAUCUGUAUCCAGAACAGGUACAAGUUAAACAAGAAGUUAAGGAAAUGGCUAGCCCAGUCGUCAGCCAGCCCGGAGAGUACGGAGGAGAAGGGACUCAUGGCACAGGCCAAGCAUGCAGCGGAUGCAGAAAACGCGGACAAUGCAGCAGAACAGAAGAGACAGCUGGGGAAGAAAGUACGAUACGGCGAAAUAGUCCAGCUGAAGCACACGUUCACCAACAAGUACAUUCACAUGUGUACAUCACAGACAAGUCAGCGAGACAAGAACAACAUGAUGAUCAUGUUACAAGACUUCAACGCCAAAAAUGCCCAAUUUCGCAUCCUACCUCAAUACAAGGUCAAGUCAGAAGGGGAAGUGGUACAAAUCUACGACCAGAUCUGUUUCGAGAGUAUCAAGUCCCCAGGCCACUACUUCCACGCCAGCACGCCCUUCCAGAUAGACACCGCAAACUACGGGUCGGAACUUAACCUUGGGGUCGAGCGGACCGGAUUUACCCUUGUCCGUUUCUGCAAAGAAAAUCCAGAACUCGACCUCUUUGUCAAACGUGGGAUUUGUACAAUUCCCAAAUACGUCAAGGGUGGAUGUGCCAUACGAUUGUUCCACAAAGAACUAGAGGCGUAUUUAGUCGCCGAGGGAUUAUUUGACGAAGAGGUUACCGAGGAUGUCCAUUUCCGGAUCAGAGUGAUGGAUCAGCACAAGCCUCGAACACUCUCUCCCCCCUCCUCCGGGAACACCUUCUGGCAGAUCGAGGCUGAAAACAGUUGUCUCAAUGGUGAAGUCAUUCGGUGGGAGCAGCAGAUACGACUGCGCCACAUGACGACGCGACGCUACCUCUGCAUCGACGGCAACCGUGAGAUCUCCCUCAUAGAGGACAACGAAGAUCCCCGAACAGUGUUCCGGCUUCACUCUGUUCUCAGUGAGAGGGAUGAGAUCCAUUUCGAGAGUUAUGCUCGCAUUGAGCACGUGCUCACGGGCUUCUGGCUGCACGCGCUCAAAGAUGAGGACUACAUCAGGAAGCAGUUUCGCCAGGUAGAUGACUCUCAGGACCAGAGUAUGCGGGGACUUCGCUGGGACACCGCUCAAGUCCGACAGGUUGCCGCCAGUGGGGAGAGCAUGUACGACGACGCCUUCACCAUACAGUGGGUGGAACAACAGUACGUGGAUGACUUUAACUACGUCGGCGGGAUGGUGCCGUUCCUGCACAGCCUUAUCAAGGACAGAGAAGAAGGUCACCUGUUGAACUCAAAGAAGACGCACACAGUCCUAACAGCCAUGGAGGAGCUCAGGAAGUUCAUGUAUGUGAAGGGUGUGACGAGUAAAGGAAGACAGAAGCUCAUGAGGAAUCUCAGAGUGAUCGACUUGCUGGUUCGAACUCUCCAGUGCCCGCUAGACGGUGUCCAUGACGAGUCCAACCUCAUACAGAUCUUCAAGGAAGCCUAUGAAAUACUGUACACCUACAUGAUAGGCAAGAGCAGGAAGAACGCCCUCUACUUCGCCAAGUACAUCGACUUCUUCCAGACACAGUUCACGCAGAAGGGUGGGAUUGGUCUCAAUGUGGCGCAGAUGAUUGUUGAGCUGAUCAGAGACAAGAGGAAGAUCGUUGACAGGAUCACGCAUGCGCAGAUCAACGAGUUUGUCGGAUUAUUGGAAAACACACAGAAUCACCGGUUCCUCGACCUGCUGCACGUGCUGUGUGUGUGCGACUUUGUAGCCAUCCCAAACAACCAAUCAUACAUCGUGGAGAGAUGGCUGCAGAAAAAACAGCAUGGUGCCUACCUGACCGCCAGAGGGCAGGACAUCAACCGGCAGCCCAACAUCCUGUAUAUAUCAACAACUGCAGGCAAGACGUGGGUGGCGCUCCAUGAAUUUGUUGAUGAGGAAUCUGCUGUAUAUGACAAGGACACUCACGACUUCCUCAUCCAUCAGCUGGAUCUGUACAAGGCGCUCUGCUAUGGCCGGAACGACUUCGCCAUCAACAUCAUCACAAAGGAGCUACGCUAUCUCACCUGGGAAGAAACCUUCCUGUCCAUCGGCUCUGACAUCCUGCCUGACGCCAUCAGAGCCAAGUACUGCGACCUCACCACCAGUUUGUUCGUGGACGUCGGCAACAACUACUCGGUGCUAGAUCAUCCAAACAUCUGCUUCGUCUACGACUACGUCGGUUCCAAGGAUGAGGAGAAAAGUCAAGGCGACUUUGUUGUGAAGGAGCUGGUCGCUAUCUUCCCCGUGUUGAGAGACUGGAUCGCGGAGUUCUUGUCCCAGAACACCUGCAUGAUUGCCUCGGACAUCGGUCACAACAUGCUCGUCGAACAGGUGCUGAGGUUACUGUACCAUCUCGUGAAGUUCGGCUACUACCUUGACCUUGAAGACGUUCUGCAACUUCUGCCUCCCCUCCUCAACCUCCUCGACGGCCGACACGACUUCCCCUUCCCAAAGGACAAAGAAAAGGGCUACUCCAAGGAGGCGAUGAAGCAGGUGACGCAGUACCAAACGAUAGACAGAUAUGAGAAACACACAGAGACGGAAGCUAUCGUCAACGCCAAGUUCCAAGUGUUGGAGGUUCUUGACCUUCUGCUCACCUAUCAGAGGAACUCCCGCCUCCAGAGUUUCAUGGGCAAGUUUAAGGUGGCAGAACAAGCGGCAGCUGUGAAGAGGAGCGGGCAGACCUCACUUAUACCACUCCUCUUCGAUGUCUACAACCCACACGAAACCACAAAGAAGGGGUUGGCCCACCAGAAGAAGGUGACGAAGGAGCUGAGAGACAUGUUUAAUGUGUCAGCCAUAUUUGAUGUGGAUCUUCUCACCAAAGUUCUCAUGGACUUGUCGCAGUAUAAGUACAACAAAAUCAUCACAAAGUCUCUUAACAUCCUCAAUAAAGUCUACUCCUCUAAAACCAACAUGUUCAAACUCUCCAGCAAAGCUCAGGUGCUUCUGACCCAGGACUCGGCACGGGUCCACCGAGAGGUCCUCAAGAAUAUGCCAAUCCUUCGGCGACUUGCACGUGCAAAAUUGGACGCCCAGCAGGUCAAACUCAUGAGCGAUAUCUUGGACGAUCUAGCAGAGUUUUGCCAUCUGCCUAUGACGCCGGAUGAACCUCAUCCAAUGAACCAGAACAUCCUCAUCAGUAACGGAAUACUGAACAUCUUGUUUGACAUCUUGGUCCAGGAUAUCGACGUCAAACUGCUGGAACAAUACAAGGGCAUGCGGGACAUCUUCAGGAAGACACUCUACCUCCUCAAGCUGCUGGCCAAGGAGAACGACAGAGUGCAGCAUCACAUCUUCGAGAGACUGGACGUCCUCCUCGAGGUCCGAGUCGUGGAGUCUGACCUAGCUGUAGCCCUUAGAGAGGUGUUUUACGGCAACCAGAACACGUGUUUGAAGAUCAGCCCCCGCCAGAUCCAGAAGGUGGUCAACAGAGCGGCAGAACUUAGAGAGAAGGCUCCCGAGUUCCUGGACCUUCUGCAGAUGAUUGUCAAGGUCGUGGGCACCGGACUGACUCUGAAGCGGAACCAGGCCUACGUCAUGAAGUACAUCAUGCAGAACUAUAAGAAGCUGGCCUACGUGCUUGAUCAGUCUCGUGACGAAAGGGAGAAGAUCCUGACAGAUCAAGACCGUAUAUCCACGCUGAGGUACUACCUUAGUCUCCUGGAUCUUCUGGCAGCAUGCGCUGAGGGGGAGAACAUGUUCAUUGAGUCCCUGUGCCAGACCAUCCUCCCCAUGGAAGAUCUCCUGUGGGUGCUCAACAACCCCAACGUCGACAACGUCCAGAAGAAGCCGUUCCUGCGUUGCCUCCACCACGUCUACAUGAAGAGCAACGGCUCCUCGGUGGACAUGGCCAACAGCGAGAUCCCGCACGACAGUGAGCUGUGGGACUACCUGUCUUCCCUGUCCAUCGAGAUUAACAGACUGACUGACAGCAUCAAGGAGGAUCCGGACAAGAUUGCCAUCUAUCUCAAGACUGCACCUGAGAAAAGUGGCACGGCACAGACCCAGUUCUUCGAGUCCUCGGCCUACGGCACGGUGCUGUAUAUCCUUGAAGGAGUGUGUCCGUUCCUGGAGACGUUCUACCGUGACUUCUACUUCCCUGACCAGAUCAACCCAGCCGGGAAUGAAAUAGACGAAACUGACCAUCUCGCCAAGGCCGGAGUGAUGUUCAGCGAGAUCGUCGGCCCUCUCUUGUACAAGCCCGGCCACAUGAAGAACAUGGUCAACUGUCUGACCGUCCUCGUUCCCGUGUCCAACAUGCCCAACUCGAAUCUCGAGGUGAUCCUGGAGAGGUUUGCGUCUGGCAUCACGGUGGAGGACACGUCCAGCGCCAUCCGGAGGGGUAAUAUCGAGUACUAUUCGUCGGAGGUGGAACUGAACGCCAAGUUCCGGACAUUUGCCAAAGGGUGUGCUGUUGUGUUCGCCGGACACAACACUGUCCAGGCUCAGCUCAAGUUCAAGUCAAAGAGAGAAUACACGAUCCUCGGAGGAGAUGAGGAGCUGCCCCUGGGAGAGGAGUUCCAGAGCCUGGUCCGCUGUUUUAUUGCUUCUCACGAGAAGAAGCCGGAGAAGAAGUUCUUCCCGUCAGGGAAACUCAUUGAGGAGCUGUCAAUCUCGCUUGACUACAAGAGGCUGACGGAGGCUGCCCGACAGGAGAUGGACGACCUGAACAUCAAGUGUCUCCAGGUGCUCAGGGCCCUGGUUCACAACGAGGAGAGGAAGCUACCAGAGGACUGGGAAACACGAACAACAGAGACCAAGAUCCUCAGAUCCCUGAAGCUCAUAGCCUGUGUACAGAACUUCUACGAGUGUAACGGCGCCAUGAAGAAGUCGCUUCCCCACCUGGCGUCCAGAAAUGAUGAGAUCGCCAAGGAAGUCCUUGGCUUCCUCUGCAUCAUGCUGUUCAACGCCAACCAACAAGUUCAGGAAUCAAUGUUGAAGUACUUCCUGUCGACGAGGGAGGAGGUAUUCUUCAUGGCGGUCAGAGACAGAAUGGCGUUGUCCACCAACUCCAUCAAGGAGAAACGGUCCCUGCAGGCGCAGCAGGAUGCCAAGAUGAAGGACACUCCCGAGGCCGUUGCCAAGAAGGCAACUCACACAUUCGUCGUCAGUCUCAUGGCUCUCAAGCAAAUACAAAGUUAUGAGGACGCCCUUCGCCAGCAGAGGCUCAGUGGAUGGACGAAAAAGAAGGCAUCAGCCUCGACGAAGAAGCAAAAAAAGGCCAAGAAGCCUAAGAAACCAAAGGAAGAGAAGAAGAAGGAGCCGAAGAAGUCGAAGAAGGAUGCAGCCCAGGCCAACGGCAUCAAGAAGGAGGUGAACUUCGCCAACCCUCUGGUGAAGGAGAAUGAAGCCCUGAUAGACACGGUGCAGGACACCGACAUGGAACUCACUGUCAAGGUAGAGGACCCGGAACCGGAAGUGAAGGAGGAUGACGCGGCGGAGGGUGACACAUCCAUGGAGUACCGGAACGACGGCUACAUCGAACUGGUUCUCAAGGUGAUGGCCCGGAUGUGUGACGGGCAGAACAAGCUCUUGCAGGACUAUCUCCGUGAACAACCUGACAACGUCAAAUCGUUUGACAUCAUCGCAGAGGUGACCCGCUUCCUCAACGUCGUGUACUCCAACAUCAACGAUAAGAGCAUUGACCUCGUUAUUCAGCUGUUUGAGUCCAUGAAUGAGUUCACUGCCGGUAACCAGGACAACCGCAUCGUCAUCUACGACAACAAGAUCAUCGACUAUAUCAACUUCAUCUUAAGAGCCGGCGACUUCGAGAACUGCUCCAUUGAGAAGAUCCUGGAACUGCGGAGUAGUAUUGCUAACCUGGUCAUGUCCCUGGUUGAAGAAAAUGGACCAGGUGCUUCACAAGUCGCAAAGGAAGUAAAAGAUACUUUGGACAAGAAAGCAGUUUUAGCCUUAAUGACGGAGUGCUACGAGAAUCACGUGACUGACAAAAAAGCCAUUGAGGAACUGAAAAACAUGCCGAUAAUGGGCGCGCCGCAGACGGGGUCCCAGAGUUACCUAGCAACGGCAAAAUCUUUCGCCAUUGCUGGAGGCAGCUUCCUAUCAGGGGUCAUGGACAAAGAUGCAGCUAACAAGAAGAAGAUGGAGUAUGCAGAUGACUACAUGGACGUCGGGUUCAGCCUCUACCUCAUCCUUGCCCGUAUGGUCGACCUUGACCCCAAGAUCCUUGACAUGCUGCGCAUGUCGCCCCUGCAACAAAAAGCCUUCACCUUCUACAGGAAGAACUGCAUGUCAAUAGAGGUCGUGAAGGACGAUGAGCUACAGAAGGUGAACUUCCGGGUCAAGAACAAGAGGGUACUAAGAGAAGAAAUUAAGGAGAAACUCAAAUGGAGUGUGGACAGAUCGUCACCUAGCAACAAGAUUAGGGACCUGAUGGCGUGGAGUAAAGACAUCAUGAAGGACAUUGCAUACCAGCAGCGGAUCUUGAGCAACUUCCUCGCUCUCUGCAUCACCAAGGGAUGGCUGAUCUGGAACCACGCUGUGACGUUGCUGAGUUUUGGCAUCAACAUGUUGAUGUUGGCCACGUGGAAGGCCAAGGGGUCGAUGGAGACGCCGAACAUCUUCCCUCCAAACGCCACGGGAAUACCGCCGCUCCUUGUAGACCCCGUGCCCGCAAUCAUCAACCUCGGUGCGGACACAUACGACGUGGUGCUAAAGAGUAUGGGCUUCACGCACAACGUCCUCUGCCUCCUCGUGCUCGUCAGCUACUUCGUGUGCAACCACCCGCGGCUGCCAAACCCUAAGACCAUGUUCCUUAGCCUCAAGAGCGCGGUGAAGAAGAAGAAGGACGAUGAAGAAGAGGAUGGGAAGAAGAAGCAGCACCAGUCCAAGCUAGAUGCCCGCUUCUUUAGUUUCACCACCUUCUACUACCUGGCAUUCUUGGCGUUGUCGAUAGGAGGGACGUUCUCAAACGGCUACUGCUUCGCCUUCCAUCUCCUCAACAUCGUCAACAACAACCAGCUGCUGAGCGGAGUCAUCAAGGCAGUCACGCAUCCAGCCAAGUCCCUGGUGUGGGUGGCGAUCCUGGGUCUGGUGGUGUUUUACCUGUAUGGUAUAAUUGGCUUCGCGCUGAUGAGGAGUAUGUUCAACCCGGACAGCAACCUGUACUGUGACACGCUAUGGCAAUGUACCAUCACCGUCAUCCGAUACGGCUUGAUAGGAGAUCUCUUCGAGGUGCUCAUCCCACACGAUAACGAGAAGACAUUCCAAAAAUUCGGCUUUGUCGUCAUCUACCACGUCUCCUUCUUCAUCUUCAUCACCACCAUUGGUCUCAACAUCAUCUUCGGUAUCAUCGUGGACACCUUCUCAGAGCUCAGAGAUCUCAAGUGGACUGCCGAGUCAGACAUGCGCGAUACCUGCUUCAUCUGCAGCCGGAACAGCUACGACUUCGAGCAUCAUGGGAAGGGAUUUGAGCACCAUGUCCGCCAGGAACACAACAUGUGGGCAUACAUCUUCUUCUUCAUCCACCUGAACGGCACCAAGGUGAACGACUACACCGCCAUGGAGAUGUACGUCUAUAAACUGCUUGGUAAGGAAAACUUCGACUUCUUCCCACUGGACCGCGCCCUGUCGCUGGCCUCCAUGGGUAAGGACUCCACGGAGACCAAGCUGGACGACCUCCUGUACCAAGUCACCUCGAUAGUUGAAAAACAGAGGACGGAGGAACUGGAAAAGAAGAGACGCGAAGAGAAAAUGCGUCAAAAGAUCUGGGAGCAGAAACAUCGUCUGGGAUCAUUCCGCCGUCGAGCCCGUCUCCCUGGCCCCACAGAACCAGACCCGCUGAUGCAGAUCUCCCCCGCCGCCGCCACCGCGCAGCUGACUGACGACAAUCGCAUGAUGCAGCUCAGCCCACUGCCCGGGCUUGGGCCCCUACACCGCCGACCUAGCAUCUCCGAGCAUGGCCACGGGUCCGAACUCCAGCUGCGAAGAGCUAGUAUCACUGACCAUUCGGAUCUUCUGAGGAGACCAAGUAUCUCGGAUCAUUCGGAUUUCCCAAUACGGAGACCCAGCAUCUCGGAUCAUUCGGAUAUGUACCGGAGGCCAAGCAUUUCUGAUCAUGCAGCAUUUAUCAGUGGUCACCGCCACCGCCACCAUGACCGCCACAGGACGAUGAGAAGUGUUAGUCCGCUCCGGCAUGAAGCAGACCCGAGGUUCUUCCGAGGGCCAAGUCCAUCUCGGUUUGACUCGGAGGAGCCAUAUGUGAGGAAUUUGAGUCCAGUUCGAUAUGACGCAGGGACAAGAAGCCCAUCUCGGUCCAGACAGGGCAGCGAAACCGAUUUGAUGGGCCUGAGCCCAGUGCAUACACGUCGUGAAGCACCUUCUCGGGAUCUUGGGAUGCAAGCGAUGAGUAUGCUGAGUCCUAAAUGGAUAGACAGCAGGUCUACAAGUCCACGUGGGGCAACUGUUUUCUUCCCUGAAACCGAGUCGCUGCACAGUUUGAGAGAGGGUGCUGAACGCUCCAUGCCAGAGCAGUACUCAGACACUCUCGAGGGUCCAGUGUAUGGUCUGGACCAGGAAGCGCCCACUAGGGAACGAGAAGGGGACGCCGACAGCACCGCUAGCGGCGACUACGGCAGAUAUGAGACAAGAAUAUAAACAUUACUGCAAGCGUUUCUCAGGGGUCAAUGCUAGCUAAUGAACUGUUGCUUACGAAAAUGUUAUUCAUGUAUUUAAAUGACAAUGUCACGUCGUAGUGUAAGGAAUAGGUCCAUGAUAUGUCACAUCUGUGUCGGAGCAACUGUGGAAGUGUCACAGGCCGAAGUCCUUACAAAGAAACGGUACACAGCAGCGGCACAGCGUGCUAACGCAAGGUGCGCUGUACGAUGUGGUAAUACAAGCCUGUGGUGUGUAUCAGCCGAGUGGCGCAACACUAUCUUGCAAUACCCUUUGUGUUAAACGUGUGCCCAAGCAGAUGUACAAGUUGUAUACCGGAUACAACUAUCCCUGUGUAGUGGUACGUCAAGGUUAGAUGACCUCUUGCUUAAUACAAGCCAGACAAGUAGAUACCCGCAACAAGGGCGUUAUAUCCCUAUCAUCUGUAUCAGUUGUACUGAGAAGGAUAAUCAUUUCCCACUAUAACAACAAUGAUAAUACCAAUACAACUCAUUUAGCGCCCGACAAUGCCGGCGUGCUUAGGGCACAUGACAUACUGAACAAAAAAGUUAUUUUAAUAUACCGUACCCAUUUAAAGAAACGCAGUCUUCACUACAAAAUAAUAUUAAAA